This is a messenger RNA of Thunnus maccoyii (southern bluefin tuna), 5792 nucleotides long. It is a transcript of the gene tut7, whose product is annotated as terminal uridylyl transferase 7. The record is from RefSeq and is a predicted model, not a curated record. The transcript is spliced from 30 exons. NCBI's taxonomy places the organism in Eukaryota, Metazoa, Chordata, Actinopteri, Scombriformes, Scombridae. Gene Ontology annotation, molecular function: nucleic acid binding; RNA uridylyltransferase activity; zinc ion binding. Bases 125 to 4207 code for a protein of 1360 amino acids.
AGGACGUAAGGCACCGCCCCCCGGCGUGAAGUUUUCAGGGAGUCCCGAUCAUACAAAGUCAGACCUGGACAAGGCUUUAAGUAUGUCCUCUGUGCACGUACAAAAGUUUUAGCAUAAGUGUACCAUGGAGAACUCGGGCAGGUCUUACCGGACAAGGCAAGGCGGCUGGGAGAGGGGAGCAGCAUCAGACAAGGCGGAAAGCUGGAGGAGCCAGGACCAGGGUAGAGGACAGAGCUUCAGACCACAUGGAGGUCAGCAGGACAAGAAGAACCAGGGUGGGCCAUCCCGAGCCAGCCCCAAGAAGGGAGGAAUGGGGCCCUUAGGUUAUUCCCCUGGAGGAUUCCGAGGUGGUCACAGCCCCUUGCAGAAGGAUGAUAUCCGGUGGUUUUCAGGCCCUGAGAACAGUGGUGGCAGUCGAGAGGAUAACUGGAGAGAGCGCUCGCAGCAGCAGCACUGGAGGAGGAAUACCCAGGGAGAAGGUCCAAAGGAAGACAAGGAGCAGUGGAGGAGAGAGGACAGUGAUGGCGGUGCUUAUAAACCAGGGAGAAGACGGAGAAACCGAAACAACAGGAAAGCUUUUGCUGAAGAGAACAGGGGCCAUGUGAUUGAAGAGUCCACACUCUCAGCCAAAGAGCUGCACAGCCUACGGCAGGCAGAGAGACGGCUUAACAGAGAAGAGAUCUACUCCCUGAAGAAGAAAUCUCACAGCAACCCUGGUGCACUUUACACCUGCACUCUGUGCGAUAUUGUCCUGGAAUCUGUGUCUGACGCUUACAGGCAUAUCAGAGACAAGCGGCACAAGAGGAGGGCCAGGGAGAGGCAAGAGCAGGUGAUGCUGACCGAGAUCCUGCCCCCUGGCCCGGAGCAGAUCAGUGCAGUAAAUGCUGCACUUGAGGCUGUUGUCCGGGAGCAUGGGAUGAAUGACCUGGACGUAGAGAAGAGACAGUCUGUUGUCUCUAUCAUGCAAGAACUCCUUCAGUCCGUCCUGCCUGAGAUCAGGCUCAGGCUAUAUGGAUCAUCUUGCACUAAGUUUGGAUUUAAGGAUUCUGAUGUCAACAUUGACAUUCAGUAUCCACCUCACAUGCAUCAGCCUGACGUCUUGUUGUUGGUCAAGGAGAGCCUCGCUGUGUGCCCUCUCUUUGUUGAUCUGGAAGCUGAUUUUCAUGCCAGGGUACCUGUAGUAAUCUGCAAAGAAAAAAAGAGUGGCCUAAUCUGCAAAGUAAGCGCAGGGAAUGAAAACGCGUUCCAAACCACCUCCUAUCUUUCGGCUCUCGCCAGUCGAGAGCCUCUCCUCCAUCCACUGGUUCUGAGCCUCAGACACUGGGCCCAGAUCUGUCAGAUCGACCGUGCAGAGGAAGGUGGGCUGCCACCGUAUGUCUUUGCCCUCAUGGUUAUCUUCUUCUUACAACAACGCAAAGAGUCCCUCUUGCCCACCUAUCUGAACCAAGAGAUUAAGGUGUUUUCACUCAGCAAGCUAUCAGACUUCAAUCUCACGCAUGUGGAAGAUGGAUAUUUACACUGGGCUUACACCUCUUCAGCCAAAGAAUCAUCACAGGCAGCAGAGGGCUCCGGUACAAAGGGAAAGGUUCCGCUGGUGUUUUCGAGCCCUCACCCCCCUGCGGAAGUCGGUCUUCUCUGGGUCGAAAUGCUUCGCUUCUAUUCGCUUGAGUUCAACAUGGCUGACAAUGUCAUCAGUGUACGGACCAGUACUGUCCUCUCCAGAGAGACUAAAGACUGGCCAAAGAAACGCAUUGCUGUGGAGGACCCGUUUUCUGUGAAGAGGAAUGUGGCCCGCACAGUUAACAGCCAGCAAAUGUACGAGUUCAUCCUCCACUGCCUCAAAACCACAUAUAAGUAUUUUGCACUGCCACUCAACGCGCCAGCUGCUAAUCACAAGAAGGACGCACAGCGGGGACCUACUCAAGGUGCAAACGCCAAGGAUGUUAAUGAGAAGGUCGGCUGCCUUUCAGAUUUCAAUCAGCUCAGUAUUAAGUCACAACAUGGGAGUCUACCUAAAACUGAAGAAAAUGGUCCUGAAGACUCUGAUUGCAUCAUUGAAGAAGAGGAGGAAGUCGAAGAGGACAGCGACUCGGAUGGAGAGCGGGACAAGGAAAAAGUGGACUUGGGUAAAAGCAGUCUCUCUGAAGAUGAGGAGGAUGAAGAUGUGGAUGUAGAUGUGGACACGCAUACCAGACACCACCUGGAUAGCUUCACCACAGAGGAUGAGGAGAUUUUCCUAGUGGAUGAGAUCUCGGGGGAGGAGCUUUUGUCUGAUGAGGAAGGUCCAGAUUUGGAUACACCCGGUUCGAUGGAUGAGGACGAGGAAGAGGAGGUGUUGGCAGCUGCCAGUCACUCACCUCCACCUUUAGAGGAUGCAAUCAAAGAUGAGAACCCAGAAAAUAAAAACCAAAAACAGAGCAGACGGACCUAUGAAUUCACCAGGCAGGCGUUCACUAGAGGCAAGUCACACAUGGUGGUGUGCAGCUUGUGCAAACGUGAUGGGCAUCUGAAGAAAGACUGUCCAGAAGAUUUCAAGAAGGUGCAGCUGGAUCCUUUGCCCUUAAUGACACCAGAGUUUUUCAGUGUCCUGAACAAAGUCUGUGAGCAAUGCUACACGGACUUUGCCCCUGAUGAACUGGAAGUGGGUGUAAGAGAGCACAUCCUGAAAGACCUGGAGACCUUUGUCAGACGACAGUUUGCUGGUGCUCGGCUACAGUUGUUUGGAUCUUCCAAAAAUGGCUUUGGCUUCAGACAGAGUGACCUGGACAUCUGUAUGGUGCUGGAGGGACAGGAGACCAUGGAUGAUGUUGACUGCAUCAAUAUUAUUGAAAGCCUGGCAAGACUUCUGAAGAGACACCCAGAUCUGAAGAACAUCCUACCCAUCACCACGGCAAAAGUACCCAUUGUGAAGUUCUUCCAUGUUCGCACCGGCCUGGAGGGAGACAUCAGCCUCUAUAACACACUGGCCCUGCACAAUACACACCUGCUAGCAUCGUAUGCUGCUAUUGACAGGAGAGUGAAGAUCCUUUGUUACGUCAUGAAGGUUUUCGCCAAAAUGUGUGACAUCGGGGAUGCUUCACGUGGCAGCCUCUCCUCUUACGCUUACACCCUCAUGGUACUGUUCUUCCUCCAGCAGAGAAACCCACCAGUUAUCCCUGUGUUGCAAGAGAUUUAUGACGGAAAAAAGAAGCCUGAAGUGUUAGUGGAUGGCUGGAACGUGUACUUCUUCGAUGAUUUAAAAGCACUUCCCGGUCGCUGGCCAGAGUACGGGAAGAACACUGAGACGGUGGGGCAGCUGUGGCUCGGCCUGCUCCGCUUCUACACUGAGGACUUUGACUUCAGAGAGCAUGUUGUCUGUAUCCGUCAGCAUGCCCGCCUCACCACCUUCAACAAGCAGUGGACGUCCAAAUACAUCGUCAUUGAAGAUCCAUUCGACCUGAAUCAUAAUCUGGGUGCUGGUCUGUCCAGGAAAAUGACUAACUUCAUCAUGAAGGCUUUCAUCAACGGCAGAACAGUGUUCGGCACACCAGUCAAAGUCUUUCGUCCUGAGUACCCCAGUCAUAUGGAGUAUUUCUUCGAUCCUGAAGUUCUCACUGAGGGAGAGGUGGCUCCCAACGACCGCUGCUGCCGCAUCUGUGGCAAGAUUGGCCACUUUAUGAAAGACUGCCCCAUGCGUAAGAAGUCAAGGCACAGGCGGGACUCAGAGAAAAAGCCAGAGAACUUGCGAGACAGAACAGAUACAGGAGAGGACAAGGAGCCGUUCAAACACAAGGGUGAGCACUGGAGGAAAAGAGAUGCACUGGAGAUACGCUGCUGCUACCUGUGUGGAUCAAGUGCCCACAUCAAGAAGGACUGUCAGCUGUACAAAAACCCUGCAGGAAAUGUGAAGAUGGAAAACUUUCCUUCACCUUCAGGCCACCUGAGGAAUUUAAGAGAGAGGGAGAAACAGGGUUCAUCCUUACAAGAAGAGAAAAAGAAGUGGAAGCAACAGAAUGUGAUAUUAAGUCCACAAGCAGGGCUGGUGAGGACAGAGAAUGAGAGCAAGGAAGGUUUGCAGCAGGUUCAGCCUGCCGAAAUUUGGGUCGCUCUGGUCACAGGAAGAGCCCAGUGGAAUGAGCAGCGGCUGUUUGGAGGCAGUGGCUACACAAACCACAAGGUUCUGCUCUUGUCCAGGCAGAUGGCGACCCGAGCCCAGAAAUCUGAAUGAGACUGUUGGGCCAAUGGAGCCUGUUGAAAGCCAAAGCCAGGACGCCUUGACUUGAAGCCAUAUAGGGCCUUUUAUGUGUGUUUCCCCCCCCCAUCCCCUCACCCUCCCCACCCCACCCCACCCCCAACACUCUCCUCCUCAGAGGAGCUUUUUAAAGCUUUCAUUUUAACAACACAAGCCAUUAUGCAUGCACCUCAUGUCUUUGUUUACUUACACUGCCAGUCAAGUUUGUUUUUAAACUCAUUGCAUUUCAAGCAACGCUCAUGUCAAUUCAGUGUAAAAUCUAAAUUCAAAAAUAUAAGUCAAUGAGAAUUGUCUGUCACAUGACUUAACAGUAAAGAGCUCACAUCUUGAUAACUCCAAUUAGGUGUUUGUUGCAGACAACAUACUAUGUAUUUGCUUGAUACUUGAUGCUAAUAUAUUUUGACACAAUAGGCUAAAUUGUCCUUACAGUCAGGUAAAACCGCUACAACUGUAAGACAAAUGGACACGGUGGUGGUAUAGUAUGUUGUCUGCUACUUGGAGUGAGAAGAGGCCAAUUAAAAUCAAGAUAAAGAGUGUUUUCUGUUAAACCCAAAAGAGCCAAACACUUCUCAUUUCACUUAUUCCUUACUCUUUUUAAUUACAAUGAAUUUACAAAUGUGUUCUUUGAGAUUUAACCAAAUCAAUUAUAGGUUGUUCUAAAACAUUUGAAUGGCAGUGUACAUUUCGUAAUGGCCAGGAUCUUUUUUUUUUUUUUUUUAUUGAAUUUCUUUUAAAUCGAUUGUCCUCUGCACUGACGUCCAUCAGUCCGUCUCUCCUUCAGCUUUGAAAGCAGCUCUACCUACAGAAUCACAGUGUCUGUUUAUGUGUUUGUGUUAGAAUAAACCACAGUGCAGAUAUUUUUUUCAGGAUCAUAGUUUUAUUUUUUUUGAGACUGUCGAUCCACCCCUAUUUUAUAGAUGCAUACAGCCCCUCAACCGCUUGUAACUGAAGGACAGGAGGAUAGAAAUGUACUCCUCAGCUGAUUCUGGUGUGUCAUAACCUUUGUGCAAGAACACACAACUGAGGAAGUUGGGAAAAGAAGAUCUUGCUUGACAAUGUUUUAAAAAAAAAAAAAGAAAACAAGUAACUGAUCUAGUUGAGCUGAUGGCAAACACUGCUGCACACAUUAUAUUCACUUACCCCUAAACUAGAGAUAAUCUCAAUUAGUUCGGUGGAGAGAAUAAUUUAUUUAUUUGCCACAAAGGCUACAUUUUGUUGUAAUGGUGCCACAGAUUGGUAGCUGCACUGUGAGGGUCCACGCCCUUGAAUUAUGUUGCUGCUAGAUAUUGUCUGAAAGACCUGCUAAUCAUUCAACUUCUUCGAAUAUGGACUGUCUGGCUUUAUUGUUGUCUUAAUAUGGUUGAAUUUUAUAAAAGAUUGUGUUGAUGAUAUUGUAAUCCAUUUUUUAAUUUUAAAAGCAGCCUUGUUUAAUGCCAGCCUUACUACAUUUUGCUUCUUUUGUGUUUUGACCCAAAUGGGAGGUUCAGUUUGUUAUUAAGGAACCCCGAUCCUGCCAGGAAAGGUUGGCUCAAAGAAUUCAUUAAACUGAAAUCAAAUCCCA